UAAUUUACAUAUUUUUUGGUGUCGUCGUCUUUAAGGCUUUAAUAUCAAUAUCAGCAAAUUAUUGUUUAUGUUGUCUCUUUAAUUGCUUUGAUUCUGUGAAUCCUUACUAUAAUUGACUCAUCUAAAUUCGAAAAUCUAGACUCGUCAGAAUUGAGCAUCAUCUAAUUUUUUAGAUUCAAAAAAUGAGUACUGAAAGUUUUCAAAUAGCACGAUUACUUUCACAAGCAAAGUAUCGUUUCCAGGAUCAAGCUAAACGCCAAAUAACCGAUGUAUUGAAGAUGUACCGUAAUCUAUUUGCUUAUCCUCAAAAAUGUACAUUACCAAAUGGUAUUAAACGUGAUCUGGUCGUACUCCGUGGUACAAUACCAAUUACCUAUCGAAAAAAUGUAUAUAACAUUCCUGUAUCGAUUUGGGUGUUAGAGGAUCAUCCAGAUUCAGCUCCAAUUUGUUGGGUGAAUCCAACAAAAGAUAUGACAAUUAAAGUUUCAGAACACGUUGAUCAAGAUGGCCGUGUUUAUUUGCCUUAUCUAUCCAAUUGGGAUCGCAACGCUAGUGAUCUACUUGGAGUUAUUCAAGUUAUGAUUAUUAUAUUUGGCGAUAUGCCACCUCUUUAUUCAAAACCUAAAACAACAGAAACUCCAGGAUAUCCACAGAGUGGCACAGCCAAUCCACCAUAUCCAACUCGGUUUCCUGGCCAAUAUCCAUUUUCAAAUGUUUAUCCUGCCGUACAGCCUGUUCAACCAACAACAUCCAGUUAUCCACCUCCAUCUUCUAAUCCAUCUGAUACUCCAUCAUAUCCUGCUUAUCCAAUGAUGCCUAUGCCCUAUGGUCAAUCAACAAAUCAACCGACUACUGGUGGUAAUUCUUUAUCAUCAUCAUCGACAGACACCAAUACAAUCACUAAGGAACAUAUUCGGCUAUCGUUAUUAAGUGCUGUUGAAGAUAAAAUUAAAGCUCGAUCCAAAGAAAUGCUAUCUCAAUAUAAAGCCGAAAUCGAUGUGUUGAAACGAACAAAUGAUGAUCUUAAAAAAGGUAGAACAAAAUUGGAUGAUUUGGUCAAAGAUAUCGAAACAAAUCUGGUCGAACUAAGUAAAUGUAAAGAAAAGAUUCAAGCUAAAGAUUCAAAGAUAUCCGAAUUAGUAGCCAAAAUGGAAUCAUCGGAAAAUCAAUUGAAUAUUGAUGAAUAUUUUGGACCCGUACAACCAUUAUAUAAACAAUUAUUCAAUGCUUUUGCUGAAGAAAAUGCAAUUAUCGAUACGAUUUUCUAUUUGAAUGAAGCUUUGCAGAAAAAUGUCAUUGAAUUGGAUGUAUUUAUUAAGCAUGUUCGUGAACUAAGUCGCCGACAAUUUAUGUUACGUGCAUUGGUGAAAAUUUGUCGUGAAAAAGCCGGAUUACCUACAUAAAGUAGUUAUACAUGGUUGCAUCGUUUUUUUUAACAUUUUGAAUUCAAUUUUAAUCUGAUAUUUAAAAAAGCUGUUUUUAAUUUUGAAAAUUUCA
Dermatophagoides pteronyssinus (European house dust mite) is the source of this 1497-nucleotide messenger RNA. It is a transcript of the gene TSG101, whose product is annotated as tumor susceptibility gene 101. NCBI's taxonomy places the organism in Eukaryota, Metazoa, Arthropoda, Arachnida, Sarcoptiformes, Pyroglyphidae. The record is from RefSeq and is a predicted model, not a curated record. Gene Ontology annotation, molecular function: ubiquitin binding. Gene Ontology annotation, biological process: protein modification process; endosome to lysosome transport; protein transport. Gene Ontology annotation, cellular component: ESCRT I complex.